Betta splendens (Siamese fighting fish) is the source of this 992-nucleotide messenger RNA. RefSeq names its product olfactory receptor 51F2-like. Gene Ontology annotation, biological process: G protein-coupled receptor signaling pathway. Gene Ontology annotation, cellular component: membrane. Lineage: Eukaryota; Metazoa; Chordata; Actinopteri; Anabantiformes; Osphronemidae. The record is from RefSeq and is a predicted model, not a curated record. The coding region runs from base 1 to 981 and encodes 326 amino acids. The transcript has a single exon. Gene Ontology annotation, molecular function: G protein-coupled receptor activity; olfactory receptor activity.
AUGAGCCAAGCAGAGAGAUCAGCCUCCAUAAUUAAUUCUACAUUUGUUCGUCCUGCAGCUUUUUACAUCAAUGGCUUCACCGACAUCCCUCAUGCUCAGUAUUACUACGUGUUCCUGUGCUUCGUCUACAUCAUGACUGUUGUUGGGAACGGUUUUCUGAUGUCUGUGAUUUACCUGGUGAAGACUCUUCAUUCUGCUAAAUACAUGAUUGUGUUCAGCCUGGCUUUAACAGAUCUGUGUGGCAGCACUGCUCUCAUCCCUAAAGUCCUGGACACGUUCUUGUUUGACAGGAGAUACAUUGUCUAUGAGGCGUGUUUGAGUUACAUGUUCUUUGUGUGGUUCUUUGCAUGUUUACAAUCAUUGACACUUGUCACUAUGGCCUAUGACAGGUUUGUAGCCAUUUGCUUCCCUUUAAAUUACCAUCGUAUUGUGACUAAACCAGCUGUUGCUGUGAUGCUGCUGUUGACAUGGGCAGCUGUAUUAAGCUUGGUAGCGUGCAUGGCUGGACUACUGGACCGACUGUCCUUCUGUGGGUCUUUGGUGAUACAAAGCUUUUAUUGUGACCAUGGACCAAUAUAUCGUCUGGGUUGUAAUGAUUUUUCUCCAAAUUACAAUGUUGCAAAUGUUGCCUUAAUCACAGUUGUUUUUGGGCUCUUUUUACUAAUAGCACUGACCUACGUGUGCAUUGCUGUCGCUCUGAGCAGGAUCGCAUCAGGACCAGAACGUCUCAAAGCUCUGAAAACUUGUACUUCUCACCUGAUUCUUGUUGCUAUUUUCUUCCUACCACUCAUGGCCACAAAUUUAGCUGUUCUGACAUCCUCUCUUCACCCCAACACCAGGAUCAUCAAUUCCACUUUAACUCACACUGUACCAGCUCUGCUAAACCCCAUCAUUUACUCUUUAAAGACUGAAGAGGUGAAGUUGUCUAUCAGGAAACUUUCAAAAAACAUAAGAUUAAAACAUUACCUUUAUUUUAUUUGACACAUUAAUAA